AGCCCCUUUCGGAAAGCAAGAGUCGAUUCGGCAUUCGGGCAUCCCUGCCGUGCCUUCACCCAGCAGCAAAGCAACCAAGGUAAACCAAACCAGAGCACCGCCGCCCGCAGCCGCAGGCAGAACCCCCCGCCCCCAAAAUUACCACCUUGGAAUCGAGCAUCCGCGCCCCAUCUAUGGCGGAUCAGGAGGCCGCCGAGCCGGGCCCGCCGUCGUGGCCCCCCUGGACCUCCCUCCUGCUCCGGGCCAUGAGCAAGCGCCGCACCUGGGCGGCGCUCUUCCUCGCCGUCUACGCCGCGCUGCUAUCCUCCUCCUGGAGCCUGCUGGCGUCCGUGCGCGCCUGGUACUACGCCGCGGCCGCGGGCUCGGCGGCGCACCCGGCCGCGUGGCCCGCCGCGCUCUACGCCUCCGUCAUGUACGGCGCCGUCUUCGGGCUGCUCUCCAUGGGCGCCGCGCUGGCCGUCGCCGCGCCCGCCAUGCUGGUCACCUGGAUCACCGUGCUCGUGCUGCUGGCGUUCGCGGGCAAGCCCCGGCGGUCGCUGGUCGCCGAGGCGCGCCGCGCCACGGCCGACAUCGCGCGGCUCGCGCUCCGCGUGCUGCUCUGCGAGGGCAACGCCGUCGCCGCCGUCUGCGCCGCCGCCAGCUUCGCCGCCCUCCUCUUCGGCCGCCGCGACGACGCCGACGCCGAGCGGCGGCUGAUCUGAAAGCUUUUCGAGUUCCUUUCACGCCCUUUUAUUUGUUUCUUCUGUUGCUAAUUUCAUUUGUAGUCUGCAUACCAACAGUUUGGGGGUUUCAUUCUUGGCAAUGGAAGUUCUUGUUUCUGUAA
Messenger RNA from Triticum aestivum (bread wheat), 823 nucleotides. RefSeq lists its product as uncharacterized. The transcript has a single exon. NCBI's taxonomy places the organism in Eukaryota, Viridiplantae, Streptophyta, Magnoliopsida, Poales, Poaceae. The record is from RefSeq and is a predicted model, not a curated record. Bases 174 to 701 code for a protein of 175 amino acids.